Messenger RNA from Papilio machaon (common yellow swallowtail), 1089 nucleotides. RefSeq names its product P2R1A-PPP2R2A-interacting phosphatase regulator 1. The record is from RefSeq and is a predicted model, not a curated record. The coding region runs from base 250 to 975 and encodes 241 amino acids. The transcript has 4 exons. Lineage: Eukaryota; Metazoa; Arthropoda; Insecta; Lepidoptera; Papilionidae. Gene Ontology annotation, molecular function: protein serine/threonine phosphatase inhibitor activity.
GUUUGACAGGUCAGCCUCGAGCCUCUUUUUAGCUUCUCGAGUAGCGUAUUUUAAUUUUAUCUCAUGUUAUCAUUUUAUUUACGCGCAAUAUUUAAUAUGUAUGUAGUAGUUAUGGUAGUGUAGUUUGUAUUUUAGAUUUUUCCUAAGUGCACUUACAGUGUUACAUAAACAGUACGUCGCCAAUCGUGUCGGCAAGCCGUAUGUAUAUACCUAGGCAAUACGUCAGUGAAUGAAUGUUGGCUCUAGAUAAUGGAUGUUGAUGCACCUAACAUAUUGAAAAGGAGCAGCAGCGCACCUCUAAUCAAUGAGGCAGCAUCUACGGCAGUCACUUCACCCACAACGAAUACAGCGCCCAGGAGUACGUCAUUCUUCAGCAUGUUCUCAAACAACAACCUGUCGCGUACGCGUCGGCACAGCGGCAGCUCCAGCCCACUCUCUGCACCUAUAAAUUUGUCUAAUGUGUGGGGGAAGCGCAUGACGCCGCGUGUGAGCCAACUGCGUGCAGAGGAGUGCGCGGAUGUGAGCAACACACGAGAGGUGGCGCACGAGCGCGAGGUGCACUGCGCCAUGCAGAUGGGCCAGUCCUGCGAGGAUCUCGCCCUCGCCGCCGGCGCAGGCGCCGCGCACUCGCCCACACGACUUGCUAGAUUUUCACCGGUAGUGUCACCGUCUCCGACUAGGAAGUACACGACGCGGCGGAGUCUGUCACCUAUAGCAAUCCGUGCGGCGACUCUGAGCCCGGUGAGCAGACCUAGCGCACUCGGCGGCGGAGGCAAGCGGCGCUGGGACGAGGGUGACUCCCCGCUGCCGAAGCGCAUGUGCACGGACAGGCUGACUCCAUCCACCCCCGGCACUCCCGGCACCCCCGGCACACCAGACUCAGACCUCGAGUGCACCUUCAGGCCCGUGUCCCCGCGACACCAGCCCAUGCACGAGGUACAGGACCCCGACACCCACAAGGCCACCCCCAGCUAAUAGUAUGUAUGACAAGACGCGUCUUAUGUACAAAGGUUUGUUAUAUUUGUUCAUGUCCAGUACAUUGUUGUUCCGUUACUUUCGACAUAAAACAAAGUUAAUUUGUUUUGACCG